Molecule: messenger RNA, 894 nt
Organism: Benincasa hispida (wax gourd)
Lineage: Eukaryota; Viridiplantae; Streptophyta; Magnoliopsida; Cucurbitales; Cucurbitaceae
Source: RefSeq, a predicted model, not a curated record
AUGGAUUCCCACUCCCUUCCCCCUCCUUUCCACACCCGUGAUUUCCAUCUCCAACAACACCAAUUCCAUAACAACAACAACAAUAACAACUCCGAAGAAGAACACAGCACCACCACCACCCGCCUCAAACGCGACCGCGACGAUGACACCAACAACUCCACCGGAGACGCCGCCCCCGGCCCCGCCGACGGAGAAAUCACUCGACGCCCUAGAGGUAGGCCUGCUGGAUCCAAAAACAAACCCAAACCCCCUAUCAUUAUCACUCGCGACAGCGCCAACGCCCUUCGUACUCACGUCAUCGAAGUCACCGAUGGCUGUGAUAUAGUCGACAGCGUCGCUACCUUCGCUCGUCGUCGCCAACGUGGGGUUUGUAUUAUGAGUGGUACUGGUACCGUCACCAACGUUACUCUCCGUCAACCCGCUUCCCCUGGUGCAAUUGUUAACUUACAUGGCCGGUUUGAGAUCUUAUCUCUUGCCGGCUCUUUUCUUCCUCCUCCCGCUCCUCCCGCUGCUACUACUUUAACUAUUUAUCUCGCUGGCGGUCAAGGUCAAGUCGUCGGCGGUAGCGUCGUUGGUACUUUAAUCGCUUCCGGUCCUGUAGUUAUCAUGGCUGCUUCCUUUAGUAACGCUGCUUAUGAACGGCUUCCGUUGGAGGAUGACGACCAGCCACCGCUUCCGUCGUUGCAAGCCGGCGGCGGAAUUGGGUCUCCGGAUGAAGUUGGACAGUCACAAACGGCGCAUCAUCAACAACAGCAACAAAAUCAACAACAGCAGCAACUUCUUAACGACGGGAAUGCGCCGUUAUUUCACGGUUUGCCUCCGAAUCUCUUGAAUUCAAUUCAAAUGCCACCGUCUGAAGCGGCGUAUUGGGCAAAUUCCCGUCCUCCGUACUAA